ACACCUUUGCCAGUAAGGUGGCAGCCAUCCAGGACCAGUAUGCUGACGCAUCCAUCGGCAACGUGACGGGCAGCAACGCGGUCAAUGUGUUCCUGGGCAUCGGCGUGGCCUGGUCCAUGGCUGCCAUCUACCACAACUCCAAGGGCAACGACUUCAAGGUAGACCCGGGGAGCCUGGCCUUCUCCGUCACUCUCUUCACCAUCUUCGCCUUCAUCUGCGUGGGGGUGCUGAUGUACCGGAGGCGACCUUCGAUCGGCGGCGAGCUGGGGGGUCCGCGGACUCCCAAGAUARUGACCACCAUGCUGUUUGUCAGCCUGUGGCUGCUGUACAUUCUGUUCUCCUCGCUGGAGGCCUACUGCCACUUCAAGGCCUUCUAAACAGCAUCAGACUUAAGAAGGCCCAAGAAGAGCUAACCAGAGACAAGAAGGAGGCAACAGCAGUGGUGAAAAACAUUUUCCUCUUGUCAUUAAUAACUCCCCCUUUCCUCCUAUKCCCCUUUUAAGAAGUGAAAGAUCUGCCCCCCUCUGUCCCCAUGGUCUAGUGCUUAAUGGAUGAAACUGGUUGUUCAGGCGAGGAGAGGCCUGUCAAGGCUAGGACAGACACCCCUCUGAAGUCUGUAGAAUGGCAGACUGUGUGUGUGUGUGUGUGUGUGUGUGUGUGUGUGUGUGUGUGUGUGUGUGUG
Molecule: messenger RNA, 682 nt
Organism: Salvelinus sp. IW2-2015
Lineage: Eukaryota; Metazoa; Chordata; Actinopteri; Salmoniformes; Salmonidae
Product: sodium/calcium exchanger 1-like
Biological process (GO): calcium ion import across plasma membrane; sodium ion transmembrane transport
Cellular component (GO): sarcolemma; postsynapse; axon
Molecular function (GO): calcium:sodium antiporter activity
Source: RefSeq, a predicted model, not a curated record